Anarrhichthys ocellatus (wolf-eel) is the source of this 3617-nucleotide messenger RNA. RefSeq names its product serine threonine kinase 39 (gene stk39). The transcript has 19 exons. Gene Ontology annotation, molecular function: protein serine/threonine kinase activity; ATP binding. Lineage: Eukaryota; Metazoa; Chordata; Actinopteri; Perciformes; Anarhichadidae. Gene Ontology annotation, cellular component: cytoplasm; cytosol. The record is from RefSeq and is a predicted model, not a curated record. Gene Ontology annotation, biological process: peptidyl-threonine phosphorylation; positive regulation of T cell chemotaxis; negative regulation of potassium ion transmembrane transporter activity. The coding region runs from base 654 to 2222 and encodes 522 amino acids.
AUGGACAACUUAGCUGCACUGUGUGCUCUGACAGAUGCAUCAAAUGCAAGACAGCGCGUGAUGCUGCGGGGCCUGCAGAAAGUACGGUGAUCAACCGUGGUGAUUUGUGGGCUAACCAGAUAAGAUGCCAUUGUUUAGAUGACAGACUGGCAAACGUGGAAAGCGGCGCGUGCUGCAUCGUUCGGCCGGGGAGCAUAUUUCAUCGACACAACAAACCCCCGAUCACAUGCCACCUGGAUUAUUAUCGCGUGUGCUUCGACUCACCUUUCGAAAACCAGCCGGAUCAUAAAGAUGCAGAAUGCUAAAGGACACGCCAGAUAGAGGUCCUCCGCUUGCGGGAACGUUGCUUCAUCUGUGUUUUUUAAGUCAGCCCAGGUUACAUUGUGCGGGAGCCAGAACCUCUCGUUCCAAAACCACGCCAAAAUACCGGCCAUCUCCCUGCAGCAGGACACCGUGACCGGGUGGAAAGAGAAAUCGACGGCCCGCUGUAUCCCGGAGGUCCCUCACAGGCGAUCUGACCGUGCAGACUCGGUUGAUGUUGAGAUAUCCGUUCGAGAUCCCCGUCCGUCCGCCCGCUUCCCCCCUCAGCUAUUCCAGUGUAGGGAAGUAGACUCAAUCAGCUCCUCAGCAAGUGAUUGGUGCGUUGAAAUGUCAUGCAGUACAGUCGGUGUGCGUUAUGCCGCUGGCGCAGAAUCAUCCUCAUCAUGGCGGAUCAAGGCGAAGCUCCGGCUCCUGUCCUCCACCCGCAACCAGCGCUGACAACCAGCUGGCCAAUUACCAGGGAGUCGUACGAGCUGCAGGAAGUCAUAGGCAGCGGGGCCACAGCUGUGGUGCAGGCGGCCCUCUGUACCCCCAGACAGGAGCGCGUCGCCAUAAAGAGAAUAAACCUGGAAAAAUGCCAGACCAGCAUGGAUGAGUUAUUGAAAGAAAUCCAGGCAAUGAGCCAGUGCAACCAUCCCAAUGUUGUCACCUACUACACCUCCUUUGUGGUGAAGGAUGAACUUUGGUUAGUCAUGAAGCUUCUGAGUGGAGGCUCUAUGCUGGAUAUAAUUAAGCACACAAACAAAGAUGAGGACAGAAAUCGAGCGCUCGAUGAGCCUAUAAUUGCUUCUAUAUUAAAAGAAGUCCUCGAAGGCCUGGACUAUCUGCACAGAAAUGGGCAGAUUCACCGGGAUGUGAAAGCUGGGAACAUACUACUUGGAGAAGAUGGAUCUGUUCAGAUUGCAGAUUUUGGAGUAAGCGCAUUCCUAGCCACAGGUGGAGAUAUGACUAGAAAUAAAGUACGAAAGACCUUUGUUGGCACGCCAUGUUGGAUGGCGCCGGAGGUGAUGGAACAGGUUCGAGGCUAUGAUUUCAAAGCAGAUAUAUGGAGCUUUGGAAUUACAGCCAUAGAGUUAGCAACAGGCUCUGCACCCUAUCACCGCUACCCUCCCAUGAAGGUUUUAAUGCUUACCCUACAGAAUGAUCCGCCCACUCUAGAGACGGGAGUAGAAGACAAGGAAAUGCUAAAAAGAUACGGCAAAUCGUUUAGAAAGCUAAUAACUAUGUGCCUCCAGAAGGAUCCUGCCAAAAGGCCUACGGCCGCAGAGCUUUUGAAGUGUAAAUUAUUCCAAAAGGCCAAGAACAAAGAAUAUUUGGUUGAAAAGCUUUUGUGUCGCGCCCCAAAGAUUUCCCAGAGAGCGAAGAAGGUGCGGAGAGUCCCAGGCUCCAGCGGCCACCUGCACAAGACAGAAGAUGGAGACUGGGAGUGGAGCGACGACGAGCUGGACGAGAGCAGUGAGGAGGGUAAAGCCGCGGUGAAUCAGGGCAGGUCACGAAGGGUCAGAGAUGAGGCCAAAGAUAAUGAGGAGAAUGCCAACAAUGUCCCUAUUGAAGGGUUGUCUAUUCAGCAUCCCCAGGUCGAACCGUACGGGAACAGACCCUACAUUGAAGGUGCUGUGAACAUGGUGCUACGGCUAAGGAACUCUAGAAAGGAGCUUAAUGACAUCCGGUUUGAAUUCACUCCUGGCCGAGACACAGCUGAAGGCGUUUCCCAGGAACUGAUCUCGGCUGGCCUGGUCAACGGGCUUGAUGUUGUAGUUGUUUCUGCGAACCUUCAGAAGAUUGUAGAUGACCCAACUACCUACAAAGUAUUGACCUUUAAGCUGGCUUCUGGCUGCGACGACAUGGAGAUCCCGGACGAGGUGAAGCUGAUCGGCUUUGCACAGCUAAGCGUUAGCUGAUGCCCUCUUCAUGCCUGAAGCAGGUGAGACAGUGGGGAGACAGUUCAGGGCAGACUGAGGAACAUGCCAUCACUUCCUGCAACAUCUUCCCAAGCACCCUACCUGAAAACACACACCCCCCCCUCCUCCCUCACUCCUUUUCACCUUCCCUGACCCCCAAGCUCGGCCACCGCCCCACCUACACCUCCUUAGCGCCAACUUCCCUGCUUACUGUCCCCUGACCUUUAACCUUAAAAACAUUCCACAACCUAGCGCACAAAGCGGGAUCAGGAGACAGCCCAGGAACUUAAAGAUGUACUCAGGUGGUGACAUAAGGUGAUUGAGAUGUAGCUUUGAAUGUUUUAUUUAUUUUUUUCUUUUACUUGUUUUACAUCACAUUACCUUAGUGUUCAGCGAAGGUAAUGAGGUAAUGAGAAGGUAUUUUUAUGAUGUUUCUCGUGCUGUUUUGUUGCCAUAGUGAAAACAAAUUGACUGGCAUCUCACAAACGCACUCAUUUGUGAAGUUUCCCUGGGGUCUUUGACAGAAUGUAAGAUUUAGUUAAUUUAUGGGGGGAAAGCACAUUUUCACAAUAACAUAAUGAAUGUCUAAAAAGAGAAUGAGUUGUAUUUCUGUGUCAAGACCUGUUUUACACUGACAAGAAGGGUACCGUAUGCUUGAGAGUGCAGGAAAAAAAUAGAAGAGACCUGAAUGCUACUGUGUUUAAUUUGCUGCUCUUGACAGUGCUAAUGCUUCAAAAUGUUAGAGGUGCCUUGUUCAUUUUUCUGUGCCUAAGAAAGUAGACAAUGAGUGAGCGUACACAAAGAGCAGAACCUGCUGAUUACCAUUUCAGUUCGAGUCAAGUAUUUUAACUUAAUGAGACAAGCUACAAUGCACUUUUGGGCUUAGUGUGUGCACCCAACAAGCAGAUGCUUAGCCCCUGGAGACGAGUUUAACUUGUGUGCUUUUGUCAUCAGACAAAUGAAACACAACAGAACCUGUAGUCAUGUCAUCAGCUCUGGUUGACGUGUAUUCAGAUGACAAAACCACAAGAGUUUAAUUUUCUUGCACUGUCCUGCUGCACUACAAAACCCCUUGUUCCCAAAAAAAUGUAGUAGUUGCUAAAAUGUACUGUAUGACAAUGCAUCUGGAGAUGAAACCAAAAGGCAACUAUUGAAAGGGUGACAAGCCAUUUGUUUGUCCAAACUAGUCCAGCUCUAAAAUAUUUUUAAGUAUUGAGAUGGUAAAUAUUAACUUCUACUUAAUUCUUUAUUAUGAAGUAAUUUAUUGUGUUUUCUAUGUACAGUAUGUGUCCCAUUUCAGCAUAUAACCCUUGUUCCCUCUCUAUAAUCAGUUGAUGUCAAAUUUCUGACGAAGAGCCACAAUAAAGAAUUGCUAUUAUUUAAAAAUCAAAAGUG